Molecule: messenger RNA, 3022 nt
Organism: Physeter macrocephalus (sperm whale)
Lineage: Eukaryota; Metazoa; Chordata; Mammalia; Artiodactyla; Physeteridae
Gene: VAV1
Product: vav guanine nucleotide exchange factor 1
Exons: 27
Coding region: 140-2677 (845 amino acids)
Biological process (GO): intracellular signal transduction; regulation of GTPase activity; cell migration
Cellular component (GO): cytoplasm
Molecular function (GO): protein binding; guanyl-nucleotide exchange factor activity
Source: RefSeq, a predicted model, not a curated record
CGGCUCCUCCUCCUCCACCCCGUCUCAGGGUGACAGUUACAGGCAAAGAAGAGGAAGUGGUAGCUAGCUAGCGGAGGCCAGCGGGCGGGCGGCGAAGGAGGCCGCGAGGGUGCGCGGGCCGCCCGGGAAGCCAGCAGCCAUGGAGCUGUGGCGCCAGUGCACCCACUGGCUGAUCCAGUGCCGGGUGCUGCCUCCCAGCCACCGCGUGACCUGGGAUGGGGCCCAGGUGUGCGAACUGGCGCAGGCCCUCCGGGAUGGCGUCCUUCUGUGCCAGUUGCUCAACAACCUGCUGCCCCACGCCAUCAACCUGCGGGAGGUCAACCUGCGUCCCCAGAUGUCCCAGUUCCUGUGCCUCAAGAAUAUCCGCACCUUCCUGUCUACCUGCUAUGAGAAGUUUGGCCUCAAGCGGAGUGAGCUCUUUGAGGUCUUCGACCUCUUUGAUGUACAGGAUUUCGGGAAGGUCAUCUACACUCUGUCUGCUCUGUCCUGGACCCCAAUUGCCCAGAACAAGGGGAUCAUGCCUUUCCCCACUGAGGAGGAGAGUGUGGGUGAUGAGGACAUCUACAGUGGCCUGUCCGACCAGAUCGACGACACGGUGGAGGAGGAUGAGGACCUGUACGACUGCGUGGAGAACGAGGAGGCCGAGGGCGACGAGGUGUACGAGGACCUCAUGCGCACGGAGCCGGUGCCCAUGCCGCCCAAGAUGACAGAGUACGACAAGCGGUGCUGCUGUCUGCGGGAGAUCCAGCAGACGGAAGAGAAGUACACGGACACGCUGGGCUCCAUCCAGCAGCAUUUUCUGAAGCCCUUGCAGCGGUUCCUUAAACCCCAAGACGUUGAGAUCAUCUUCAUCAACAUUGAGGACCUGCUUCGCGUGCACACCCACUUCCUAAAGGAGUUGAAGGAAGCCCUGGCCAACCCCAGUGCACCCACCCUCUACCAGGUCUUCAUCAAAUACAAGGAGAGGUUCCUCGUCUAUGGCCGCUACUGCAGCCAGGUGGAGUCGGCCAGCAAGCACCUGGACCGUGUGGCUACAGCUCGGGAGGAUGUGCAGAUGAAGCUGGAGGAAUGUUCUCAGCGAGCGAACAACGGGAGGUUCACCUUACGGGACCUGCUGAUGGUGCCCAUGCAGCGGGUCCUCAAAUAUCACCUCCUUCUCCAGGAGCUGGUGAAACACACGCAGGACGCAACGGAGAAGGAGAACUUGCGGCUGGCCCUGGAUGCCAUGAGGGACCUGGCACAGUGCGUGAACGAGGUCAAGCGGGACAACGAGACGCUGAGGCAGAUCACCAACUUUCAGCUGUCCAUCGAGAACCUGGACCAGUCUCUGGCCCACUAUGGCCGACCCAAGAUCGAUGGCGAGCUCAAGAUCACUUCUGUGGAGCGGCGCUCCAAGAUGGACAGGUACGCCUUCCUGCUCGACAAAGCUCUGCUCAUCUGUAAGCGCCGAGGGGACACCUACGACCUCAAGGACUUUGUGAACCUGCACAGCUUCCAGGUUAGAGAUGACUCCUCCGGAGAGCGGGACAACAAGAAGUGGACUCACAUGUUCCUCCUGAUUGAGGACCAAGGUGCCCAGGGCUAUGAGCUGUUCUUCAAGACACGAGAACUGAAGAAGAAGUGGAUGGAGCAGUUCGAGAUGGCCAUCUCCAACAUCUACCCCGAGAACGCCACUGCCAACGGGCAUGACUUCCAUAUGUUUUCCUUUGAGGAGACCACGUCCUGCAAGGCUUGCCAGAUGCUGCUGAGAGGCACUUUCUAUCAGGGCUACCGUUGCCAGCGGUGUCGUGCACCUGCACACAAGGAGUGUCUGGGGAGGGUCCCUCCAUGCGGUCGACACGGGCAAGAUUUUGCAGGAACUAUGAAGAAGGAUAAGCCACAUCGGCGGGCUCAAGACAAAAAGAGGAAUGAGCUGGGCCUGCCCAAGAUGGAGGUGUGCCAGGAGUACUAUGGGCUGCCUCCACCCCCUGGAGCCAUUGGACCUUUUCUACGCCUCAGCCCUGGAGACAUUGUGGAGCUCACCAAGGCCGAAGCCGAACAAAACUGGUGGGAGGGCAGGAAUACGUCUACCAAUGAAGUUGGCUGGUUUCCCUGUAACAGGGUCAAGCCCUACGUGCAUGGUCCCCCUCAGGACCUGUCUGUUCAUCUCUGGUACGCGGGCCCCAUGGAGCGCGCUGCAGCAGAAAGCAUCCUCACCAACCGCUCAGACGGGACGUUUUUGGUGCGACAGAGGGUGAAAGAUGCUGCAGAAUUUGCCAUCAGCAUUAAGUAUAAUGUUGAGGUCAAGCAUAUUAAAAUCAUGACAGCAGAAGGACUGUACCGGAUUACAGAGAAGAAGGCCUUCCGGGGGCUUAUGGAGCUGGUAGAAUUCUACCAACAGAAUUCUCUGAAGGAUUGCUUCAAGUCACUGGACACCACCCUGCAGUUCCCAUUCAAGGAACCUGAGAGGAGAGCCAUCAGCAAACCACCAGCAGGGAGCACCAAGUAUUUUGGCACAGCCAAAGCCCGCUAUGACUUCUGCGCCCGGGACCGAUCGGAGCUGUCCCUCAAAGAGGGUGACAUCAUCAAGAUCCUUAACAAGAAGGGGCAGCAGGGCUGGUGGCGAGGGGAGAUCUAUGGCCGGGUUGGCUGGUUCCCCUCCAACUAUGUGGAAGAGGAUUAUUCUGAGUACUGCUGAGCUUUGGCACAUUGGCAGAGAGUUGAGAAACUCUAGGUUCUGAGCCUGGGAUGAGCAGGCGGUGGGCCUCGGGGCUGUGAUAGGUCCUGGAGGGCUGAGAGUCCGGGAUGGACUGUGGAGGGCUAGCGUCCAGCUGGCAGGGCUCCUGGGAUGAUGCCCUGCCAUGGUUAAUUUAUAAUACACUGAUUUCCUCUUGGGUCCCCUUGAGAAGGCAGGGCUCAAGUCAACCGCUUUUAAUAAAAUGAUGAAUGGAUGGACUUGUGUCAGACCUGGGAAGGGAAAGAUGGGAAAGGGCAUUAGGACACAGACAAAAGCCCCCUCACUAAUUCCUGCUUUCCAGCUCUC